AACAACACAGGUCAUGGGGUGGUGUUCACCCUAGAUGGGGAAGGACCUCCCUUGUGGACCAGGCCGGUGGGGCAGAAACAAGUAACCCAAAUGCGAGGGUACGGAGGCCAGGAUGGGGGAAAGAGGAGGAAGAGAGGCACGGGUGAGAAAGGAAAACAAAGAAAAGGAACCAAAACACAUAGGAAGUCUAAGAAGAAGACGAAAAAACUUUCAAAAAAGUCGUCGACGACUCGGAAGCAAAGUUCACAAAGAGCGGAAAAUGUUAGGUUUGACGGCAGGACGCGCGAGCAAUUUAAUGAUCAAAGCUCUAAUAACAAAACCAAGAUCAAAAUUAAUAAUAAUUCAUCUGUCAAAAAAAUUUCUAUGAAUUUAAAUGCCGUUAACGACGUAAAAAUAAAAGUUGGUGCUCCUGAUAAUUCUCUAACUUCGAUGUCCUCACAGAAUGAAAUACACGCAAAGUUAAUACGGAAAAGAGAUGUAGGCAGUAAUUUAUAUGGCAAUGCAAUUUAUUCCAAUACCUGGAAUAUAGAUUCCUUCGGAGGCUUCAGUAAUUUCGCAGACCAAAAUCAGAAUUUGAAAAAUUCUGCGUCAAGAAUGGAAAUGCAUUAUAAUAGCACUACAUAUGGGAGCCAAGAAGACAGUUAUGACAUAGAUGGUUCUGAAGGUAUUAUUGCAGAUGUUGAUCAAAAUAAUGACCUUAUUGAUGUUAUGCACAAGAGAAAACUAACAGAAUGGCACAACCAAAAAGAAUACGAGGGCACUUCCAAAUCUAAGCGUUAUUACCAUAUAAAUAAAGGUAUAAAAUCAAAGAAAAAUAUUGAAGAUGACUCGAUAAAAAACCUGAAUAAAUUUGAUAAAUUUGAAAAUACCGAAAACACCACCUCGAACAUAGCAGCUAUUACAGCUGAGCAUGAUCCCUAA
Molecule: messenger RNA, 921 nt
Organism: Hyalella azteca
Lineage: Eukaryota; Metazoa; Arthropoda; Malacostraca; Amphipoda; Hyalellidae
Source: RefSeq, a predicted model, not a curated record